GAGGAAUAUGUGAGCGUGGAGUCCUUUUACUUAAACAUAUGUUCCCAGCAUUACAAGAAUGUGAUGGGAAGAAGACGUAGUUCAGACAUAGGGAAAGGCUACUUUUCUUGUUAUUUUGGUAAACUGUGGGCAAAGCGAAGUUCCACAAAUAAACAUUCGGUUUCUGGUCUAAAAUGUCACAGCUACUUCCGAGGGUGGAUAUUCAAGCACUGGGAUCCAUGAACAGCCAAGACUCAGAGUGUGAUCUUGCAUAAGAAUCACAGGUCCGCAAAUAUCAGCACGUGAUCUGGCUUUAUAUAUUCAGGCUCAAACUAUCUUUAAUAUUAUGUGGCUUUAAGAAGGGCUGCUGGAAUGUCAAAGGGUUCCACCCACCCAAGCAUCAUUCAGAUUUAGAAAUGUGUGUAACUGCCCCUAAAUAACCAAGUCACCUAUAAUUUUAGCAAUUUCCAUUUACAUCCCUGGAGAGUGUUGUCAUAAACACCUCGCAGGGCACUUUUGAGCCCUGAGUUCAUGCUGUAAAUAGCUGUGGUGGGGUCCGGUUCUUGGUUAUAAUUUUUGCACUGAAAACGGGGAUGGAGUCCUUCCUUCUGAAUGCAGGGCUGACCCAGUUCAGGAGGAGGAGGAGUUGGUUCUCAUUGAUGUGCCCCUAAUUUUCCCUGUCAGUCUCCACUCUUCUAGCCCUGGCCCUUCAACUGGUCCCAGCAGUGCUGGACCCACCAUUGGUGAGAUUGCCAAGACCAGCCUUCUAGGCAGGGUGCCAUGAUGGUAUUUUCUGAACCCUGUAUAGUCGGGCAUUCAUGGGGAACAGAGACAAUACUUAAUGUCUUCUCCAAGGAUGGAAAAUCUAUUUUACCUUGAGGACCAGCUCUAGACCAUAGCAGUGCUUAUUUGGAAUGUUGAGGAGGAGUCUGAGGACAUGUGUGAGUUCACACAGGUAAGAAUCUGGGCGUCGGAAGGCUAAUCUAACCUGCAGGGGUCCAGGAUGGAGAAGAAGCGGCACAAAUAUUGCGAUCUCUGCUCUAAACAGUUCUAUAUUCUCCCUCAGCCCAGAUCUUUCCCUUCCAACAUCAGAAGCGUUCUGUUUUGUGAUUAGUGGCUCAUUCCCUGGGGCCCCUGCUGUUUGCUUAUUUUGCUGGGAGCUAAUGGGAGACCCUUUCUGCUGCCAACUUUUUCCUUUUAGCAAGGAGCUUCUAAAGAGCUCACCAUGACCAAAAAGCGACUCUGGUGGCAUCAUGGUAGAGAUCUAACUGUCCAGAAUAAAUUAGACAUUAUCAUGGGAUGUCCCUGGCAGUCCAAUGGUUAAGACUCUGCACUCCCAAUGCAGGGGAUUGGGUUCGAUCACUGGUCAGGGAACUAAGAUCCCACAUGCCCUGCGGCGUGGCAAAAAAAAAAAAAAAAAAAGAAUAAAUUAGACACUAUCAAAGGUUGUGGUUUUUUAAAGAAAAUUAUUUUAAAACUAAAGUGUUAUUUUUCCCCAGAGACGUCCGUGAGGGUAUAAUAUUUCGAACAAUCAAUCUCAUCAAUGCAAUGAAUUAAUUUUACCAAAGUAUUGCCAAGUCCUAGAUCUCAACGUCUUUGAUUCUAUCUUUAAAUAGCAUUUAAGGCUAAUAUCUGUGUGUAUACUCUGUUUCAUCAGAUAGAAGAAAAAAAUCUCUGAUUUGACAGAAUGUACGCAAUUCUAGAAAUCAACCUCUUCUGGCAUCCUGUUGGCAAUAACCGUUGGUGCUGAUGGACUGGAGGACUGCUCUCCAUGUGCCUGGGUCUUUGGAACCAUAUUUCUCCUAAAGAGCAUUCAGUCCCAAAUGGGAAGCGAUUGUGUUUUGUGUCACUUACCGGCAUUUUGGUGCGCGUUAACUAAAAUAGGUUCUUUCCCGUUUGUGUGCAUUCUGGGUUGUCUCUGAGCUGGAGUUAUAGCUACAGAAAUAGCUAACUUCCUCUAGAGAGAAAAAAGAAUUUAGAACUAGGUGCCUCCUUUUCUUACCUUGGUUUGGAUUCUGUUCCUCUUAUCUCGUGGAUUUUAAGACCCUUAGCUCAGGUCACAUUUCUUUGCUCGUGUGGAGCCCAGGAUACACAGGAAUGUAUUAGUAAGAUGAGUACUAGGCAUUGUGGAGUAACAGUGUUAGGGAAUGUUGAAAGGAGUCUAAUUAUGAAAUUUAGAGAUGAGGAGUCAAUGAAAACCCCAAAGCUACAGACGUAGAGCUAUCUAGGGAGAAUUUCAAGAGUCACUUGAGUUCUGGUUGGUUGGAUAACUACCUUCAUAGAGAAGUUCUGAGAUGUGUUUAUUGUUCAAGCUUCAAGAAGAGGAUGAUAAAGGUUAUCUCUUAGGGAGGGGAAAGCUCAGAUGCUCGGGGAUAAUGCAGAAAGACCUUAUCCCCAGUGGUGAAAUAAUGACCAUCACUAUUGGUCAGUUUCACGAUAGAAGAUCAAAUCCAGUGGCAAGCAAGAGGAUAUACUGUGGCCCAAUAGGAAGGGCAGGAUGGUUCAGUGGUAAGUCAUCCAAACCUCAGCUUCACUCUGUCUGCCUGUUUGCUGGUUGGUUGAAUCCCUGGAGGAGAGCAGAGCAAGGUGUACGGAGUGAAACCGUGCUAGGAACCGGGGUCUGGCCUGGGACCUGUGAUAUCUUGUCCUCCAACGUCACCCCCCAGCUGUCCCCACCAGCCAAUUCUUUGAAGAUAUAGUAUGUGGAAAAUUGCAAUUCAUUCUUUAUUCAUUGACUCAACCAGUAGAUUUUUACUGAGGCCCUUCCAGGUGUCUGUGCCGUAUUGGACUCUGGAGAUAAUACAAUGGACAAGAUGGACACGGUCUCUGCCCUCAUGGAGCUUGCAGUCCAGUGGAUUCUACUGACAAAUCAUCAUACAAAGAACUAAGCUAAUUAUGAGAAUUUAUGAGAGGAAUUGCAUCUUGGAAGGCUCUCUUGAAGUUGUGACACUUAAGCAACUGUCUGAAUGCCAGGUCAUGGAAGCAACCUAACUGUCCACUGACGGAGGAAUGGAUAAAGAAGAUGUGGUACAUGUACACAAUGGAAUAUUACUCAGACAUAAAAAGGAAUGAAAUAGUGCCAUUUGCAGAGACGUGGAUGGACCUAGAGAUAGUCAUACAGAGUGAGAAUCUGCUCAGAUUCUCCUCCCCGUAGAGGACAGUGAUGGUCUUAUGAAAUCAAACUGUCAGCCACGUGCUGGUUCCACCCGGUGCUGGCCGCACGGGACGGUGAAACUGACACCUCCGAGGCAGGGCAGAGACUCCGCCGAGCAGAACUCGCCGCCAGAAUGCUGCUCCUGCUGCUGGGUAUCAUCGUCCUCCACGUCGCGGUGCUCGUGCUGCUCUUCGUCUCCACGAUCGUCAGCCAAUGGAUGGUGGGCAAUGGACACGCGACCGACCUCUGGCAAAACUGUAGCACCUCUUCGUUGAGCAACGUCCAACACUGUUUCACAUCCUCAGCAAACGAAUGGCUGCAGUCUGUCCAGGCCACCAUGAUCCUGUCCAUCAUCUUCAGCGUUCUGUCCCUGUUCCUGUUCUUCUGCCAGCUCUUCACCCUCACCAAGGGGGGCCGGUUUUACAUCACCGGAGUCUUCCAGAUCCUCGCUGGUCUGUGUGUGAUGAGCGCGGCAUCCAUCUACACGGUCAGGCACCCGGAAUGGCAUCCCAACUCGGAGAACUCCUACGGCUUUGCCUACAUCCUGGCUUGGGUGGCCUUCCCACUGGCCCUUCUCAGCGGCGUCAUCUAUGUGAUCUUGCGGAAACGUGAAUGAGGCACUGGGACAGGACGUCCAAGGGUCUGAGCGCACGCAGGGAGGGAGGAAGUAAACCAGAAGCCAGGAAAAAAAAGGAGCUAGCCAAAAAACCCAAACUCAAACCAAACCAAACAGAAAGCAGGUGCGGGGGGGUGGUUAGUGUUGAUUGAAGAUGUAUAUAAUAUCGACGGUUUAUAAAACCUAUUUAUAACACUUUUUACAUAUAUGUACAUAGUAUUGUUUGCUUUAUGUGUUGACCAUCAGCCUUAGGUUGAACCUUAAAUUAGCUAAGGAACUUGACAUCCUAACCGUAUAAUCAAGCUCAGUUUUUUUGUUUGUUUGUUUUUGUUUGUUUUGCCCAGAAAUAAAAUAAGUCCAUCUUGCCCCUUCCCUUUCGUCUGAAAGAAGAUACCUCCCUCCCACUCCACCUCAUUUAGAAAACCAAAGUGUGGAUAGAAACCCCAAAUGGCCCAAAGCCCUUUUACUGUGGGUGACCCAGUGUGUGACACACAGACAUGCACUGCCCACGCCUCUGUGUGCAGCCUUACCUGCACUCGGACAGAACCCCCAAACUGGAGCCCUCGGAGAAUCACGGCUUGUGGCUUUGGAAUACUUGCCCUUGAAGGGGAGUGUCCCGGUCACGCAUCUAGGUGAGAAAUUGGUGACAACAAACCUACAAAGUGGUGCUAUGUAUUUACCAUUCCUUACGAUCACUAAUCAUCUAAACGCCUCACUGGAAAUCCAAUUAACAAUUUUACAGCAUGAAGUCGAAUGGAGACCUGAAUAAUUCUGUGUAAGAUAAAUGGUUUAUAACCACGUUUGUACCUAGCUAGGCUGCUGUUAUUACUAUAAUAAAUAACAAACCACCGCCUUUCUCACUCCCACGUUUUCCUUAUGGUCGGAGCAUCAGGACAAGCUUCUAGACUCCCUGGGACAGUGGGUUCCCGGGAUGCAGCAGGGUCUAGACUGUCCUCUGCCUCCAAGGACUGUCUGGCAAUGACUCGUACUGGCCACCAACUGUAGAUGUAUAUACGGGGCCCUUCUGAUGCUAAGACUCCAGACCUUUUUUUUUUUUUUAUAUUUUUUGCUUAGCUUUUUCUGAUUUUAUACCAACUGUGUGGACUAAGAUGCAUUAAAAUAAACAUCAGAGUAACUCACUGA
This is a messenger RNA of Balaenoptera ricei (Rice's whale), 4892 nucleotides long. RefSeq names its product peripheral myelin protein 22 (gene PMP22). Gene Ontology annotation, cellular component: plasma membrane. NCBI's taxonomy places the organism in Eukaryota, Metazoa, Chordata, Mammalia, Artiodactyla, Balaenopteridae. Bases 3267 to 3749 code for a protein of 160 amino acids. The record is from RefSeq and is a predicted model, not a curated record. The transcript has 7 exons.